UGGGAAGAUGGCCGCAUGAGUGCCUUUGUCUGUUCGGUACUCUCGUUAAUCUCAAAAUAACUUCUGAUCUAAGAGACUAAGUUGGUUAAAACGUUGGUCAGUGCUUGACCAAAGUCUUUGCUCUGUAUAGAAGAAAAAGUGGUGAUUUUCGGCCUAUAUAAUGGCUGAUAAUACGCGUCAGCGUAAGCCGAAGGACGCCGACGGUGAUUUGGUGACUGAGCUGCGCGCACUAAGUGCAAAAUUUGACCGUAUGCAGACUUCGGUGGAGGAGCAAAUGAAUGCAAAGAUUGAUAGCCUGCGUGGAAGUUUGGAGAGGACCAUCUCAGAGAGCCAAGCCGCCCUGAAAAGUGAGUGGGAAAAAACUGCUACUGAGUUACGCCUGAACCUGGACAUGGAAGUGGGCAUCUUGGUCUCCAGAAUGGAGAAGAUAGAGCUGAAAAUGGCAGAAAAUGAAACGCGGGGGAAGUCCUUUGACCCAGACGUUUCAUUAAUUGUUGCUGGAUUACCGCAAGCGGAUGGGGAUGAAGACGUAGUGACCAAGGUGAAGGACCUGUUACGCGAGGGGCUGCGCUGUGAACCCGUGCCCGAGGUGGUGGCUGCGGAGCGCGUGAGGGCGAGAGGACAACACCCGGGGCUUGUCAAAGUGGAGCUGAAGUCGGUA
Austrofundulus limnaeus is the source of this 661-nucleotide messenger RNA. RefSeq lists its product as uncharacterized. The record is from RefSeq and is a predicted model, not a curated record. NCBI's taxonomy places the organism in Eukaryota, Metazoa, Chordata, Actinopteri, Cyprinodontiformes, Rivulidae.